Erigeron canadensis is the source of this 5377-nucleotide messenger RNA. Its product is annotated as mediator of RNA polymerase II transcription subunit 14. The transcript has 8 exons. Gene Ontology annotation, molecular function: transcription coregulator activity. Gene Ontology annotation, biological process: regulation of transcription by RNA polymerase II. The record is from RefSeq and is a predicted model, not a curated record. Bases 44 to 5161 code for a protein of 1705 amino acids. NCBI's taxonomy places the organism in Eukaryota, Viridiplantae, Streptophyta, Magnoliopsida, Asterales, Asteraceae. Gene Ontology annotation, cellular component: mediator complex; core mediator complex.
UAUAUAUAUAGAUAUAGUGAUAAUUGUAUUGAGGUGAUAAAAAAUGGGGGAAUUAGGGCAAGAAUCAGUGGAAUUUUCAACAUUGGUGAAUAGAGCUGCAGAGGAAUCUUAUGUUUCUUUGAAGGAGUUAGUGGAAAAAUCGAAAUCGAGCGAAAUGUCGGAUUCCGAAAAGAAGAUAAGUAUACUUAAGUAUCUUGUCAAGACUCAACAAAGAAUGCUUAGACUUAAUGUUCUUGCUCAGUGGUGCCAACAGGUACCACUUAUACAAUACUGUCAGCAACUUGCCUCAACCCUGUCAAGUCAUGAAACAUGUUUCACUCAAGCUGCAGAUUCAAUGUUUUUCAUGCACGAGGGACUUCAACAAGCUCGUGCUCCAAUUUAUGAUGUUCCAUCUGCCAUUGAAAUUCUUCUUACGGGUACUUACGAACGUUUACCCAAGUGCAUAGAAGAUGUGGGUAUUCAGAGCACAUUAACUGAUAAACAGCAAAAACCCGUGCUGAAAAAACUUGACACGAUAGUCAGGUCAAAGUUACUUGAAACCACACUUCCCAAAGAGUUCUCUGAGGUCAAAAUUUUUGAUGGUACAGUAAACCUUUGUGUUCAAGGGGAGUUUAAGGUAUUGCUAACACUCGGUUAUCGUGGACACCUGUCAAUGUGGAGAAUAUUGCAUUUGGAGGUACUUGUUGGUGAAAAAAGUGGUCUAGUGAAGCUUGAAGAAACAAGACGGUUUGUUCUUGGAGAUGAUUUAGAACGCAGAAUGGCUGCUUCUGACUCCCCUUUUGCAACUUUGUAUUCUAUACUACAUGAAUUUUGUGUGGCUCUUAUUAUGGACACUGUUAUAAGACAAGUUCAAGCACUUAGGGCAGGCAGAUGGAAAGAUGCAAUUCGGUUUGAGCUUAUAUCUGAUGGUAAUUCGGGUCAAAGUACUGCUGGUGGUUCUACGCAUAUUAGUCAAGAUGGGGAAACUGAUUCUGGAGGGUUACGGACCCCGGGAUUAAAAGUUGUUUACUGGUUGGAUUGUGAUAAAAACAAUGGAACAUCCGAUAUAGCAGCAUGUCCUUUUAUCAAAAUUGAACCAGGGCCCGAUUUGAGAAUAAAGUGUCUCCAUAGCUCGUUUGUUAUUGAUCCUUUAACUAAUAAGGAGGCAGAAUUAUCCAUUGACCAGAGCUGUAUUGACGUUGAGAAAUUGCUGCUAAGGGCUAUAUGCUGUAAUAAGUAUACUCGUUUGCUUGAAAUUUAUAAAGAGUUGGGACAAAAUAGUCAUCUUCGUCGAGCUGAUGGCGACGUUACUCUUCAUUGCUCGGUUGAUCAACCUGGUGCAGAGCACAACAAGGACAAUAAUUCAGAUUCUGAAGGGCAGGAAGUAUUACGAGUGCGUGCCUAUGGUUCAUCAUUUUUUACUCUUGGAAUGAAUAUAAGGACUGGGCGCUUUCUCCUCCAUUCAUCAAAAAGUACAAUAUCAUCAUUAGCACUAAGAGAAUGUGAGGAAGCACUAAACCAGGGAAGUAUGACUGCAGCUGAAGCAUUUAUAAGCUUGAGAAGCAAGAGUUUGUUGCAUUUAUUUGCAUGUAUUGGGAGGUUUUUAGGCCUUCAGGUGUAUGAACAUGGGUUUUCUCCCGUAAAGGUGCCAAAACAUGUCGUAAAUGGUUCCAAUAUGCUUGUCAUGGGAUUCCCUGACUGUGGGAGUUCUUUUUUUCUGCUGAUGCAACUGCAAGAUGACUGUAGACCUAUUUUUAAAUUGCUAGAAACUCAGCCUGAUCCAUCAGGAAAACCAGGAUCAUCUGCUGUACCUAACCUUGUUACCCGCGUUAAAAAUGUUGAUAUAGAUCAAAUGCAUUUGCUUGAAGGCGAAACUGAUUCAACCCUUCUUGAUUAUGGUGCCUUAGCAUCUUCUACUAAUGACACGGGCACUAAUCAAAUAUCCGACAAUGGUAUUCUUUCUGAUUUGACCAUUGAAGGUUCUGGGCUUUCUGGUUUUUCUUCAAUCGUGGAUGAAAUUUUUGAGCAAGAAAGACGAAGCUCUGCACCUGCCUUUUCUGUCCAGAGUUACAAUAGUUCUCAUAUGGAUAAUCCUGGGAAUCUUACAAAUGUAGGUUCAAAUUGGAAUGGUUCUUUGUACCCUACCAGUAAUUACAAGGGUAGGAUGCAAUCUGUUUCCAGAAACGUAGCUAUGAAGAAUCUGUCAGCUUCAAAAUCCGAUCAAGAUUUAUCUGCUAGAUCAUCACUCUCUACUGAAGUGGGUUCUUAUAUCACUGUGGAUGAUGAUCAGCCACCAGUUGCAGGAAGCCGGUCUGCUCGGAUAUCAUCUCGAGCUUCUGCACCAAGUGCAAGGGGAAAUGCAUAUAGAAAUUCAGUAACUGGUACUUCAGCUACAGCACCAGAAUCCCCAGGCAGUCAAAUUACCAGAGAUAACGGAUCACGGAAACGCACAUUGUGGGAUAUGUUAGACUUAAUCCCAUCCCUUAAAUCCCUAGAAAUCCUUGAACCAUCUUCCAAGAGAAAAAAAUCUUCAAGAACAACUCAAAAUCAGCUAGGUGCUGCCAGCAGUAUUGUAAAAUACAGAUAUGUGAAUCUUAUAGCAGAGGCAAACAAAGGUAAUGCACCAUCCAGUAUAUAUGUCUCGGCUCUUCUUCAUGUAGUCAGACAUUGCUCGCUUUGCAUCAAACAUGCUCGGCUGACCAGUCAGAUGGAUGCACUUGACAUUCCAUAUGCCGAAGAAGUGGGAUUGAGAACAGCUUCUUCAAACAUAUGGUUCAAACUUCCGUUUGCAACAGGUGACACAUGGGAACACAUAUGUUUACGACUUGGCAAACCUGGAAGCAUGUAUUGGGAUGUUAAAAUCGAUGACCAACAUUUCAUGGACUUGUGGGAGCUUCAAAAGGGAAACACUAACACUCUAUGGGGUUCAGGCGUUCGGAUUGCUAACACGUCUGAUAUAGAUUCACAUAUUCGCUAUGAUGUUGAUGGUGUUGUUUUGACUUAUAAUUCUGUUGAAGCCGAUAGUAUUAAAAAGCUGGUUGCGGAUAUUCAACGGCUAUCAAACGCUCGGACAUUUGCUUUAGGAAUGAGGAGACUUUUGGUUGUUAGAUCUGAUGAGAAAUCAGAAGAAAGUCGAUCUAAUGUUGAUGCUAAACCAGCUCCAGGAGGAAAAAGUGGUUCUGAAGUGGGAGAUAAAUACUCGGAACAGAUGAGGAAGGCGUUUAAAAUUGAGGCAGUUGGGCUAAUGAGUUUGUGGUUCAGUUUUGGUUCGGGGGUUCUUGCUCGCUUUGUUGUUGAAUGGGAAUCUGGUAAAAGUGGCUGUACUAUGCAUGUAUCGCCUGACCAACUUUGGCCCCAUACCAAGUAUCUGGAAGAUUUUAUCAAUGGGACCGAAGUUUCAUCUCUUUUGGACUGCAUUCGACUCACAGCAGGACCCUUGCAUGCUCUUGCUGCAGCAACACGUCCUGCACGAGCUGUUCCUGUUUCUGGGGUUCCUGGAGCCGCUUCAUCUGUCUCUGCUACACCAAAAGCAAAUUCAUACGGACAAAUGCCAAAUGGUUCGAGCACGAAUGUUGGUCAUGGUCCUGGUCCUGUUGGGAACUCUGGUGCCCCUAACAUAUUGAAUGGUUCUAACAUGGCUGCUAGAGGUGGCCCUGGAAUUGUGCCUAGUUCAUUAUUGCCCAUUGAUGUCUCGUUUGUUCUUCGUGGCCCGUAUUGGAUUCGGAUUAUAUACCGCAAAUAUUUUGCAGUUGACAUGAGGUGUUUUGCUGGAGAUCAAGUUUGGUUGCAACCAGCAACACCACCAAAGGGCGGCCCCUCAGUCGGAGGAUCAUUACCGUGUCCACAAUUUCGGCCCUUCAUCAUGGAGCAUGUCGCUCAGGAGUUGAACGGGUUAGACCCUAAUUUCACUGGUGGUCAACCAUCGGUUGGACCUACUGGUUCCAACAAUUCUGUUGCAUCUUCCAGUCCACAACUCUCAGCUACCAAUGGCAACCGAGGCGGCCUUCCUGGUUCUGCCGGAACGCCUCGACCUGGGAACCAACAGACUGGUUUUAACCGUGCUACAAACGCAAUGUCAGCAUCAUCAAGUCAGUCUUUAGUACGUAGAGCACCUGGUACAGUUGUUCCGGCUCAUGUUAGGGGAGAGUUGAACACCGCCAUUAUUGGGCUCGGGGAUGAUGGUGGUUAUGGUGGUGGAUGGGUUCCUCUUGUCGCCCUCAAAAAGGUUCUUCGAGGAAUUUUGAAAUACCUUGGGGUAUUAUGGCUAUUUGCGCAAUUACCAGAACUCUUGAAGGAGAUUCUUGGAUCAAUUCUGAAGGACAAUGAAGGUGCACUAUUGAAUCUGGAUCAGGAGCAGCCCGCCUUGCGCUUUUUUGUGGGGGGAUAUGUAUUCGCAGUUAGUGUUCACAGAGUGCAACUUCUUCUUCAAGUUCUUAGUGUAAAACGGUUUCAUCAUUCACAGCAACAACAGCAGAACAGUGCAGUUGUUCCUCAAGAAGAAUUACUUCCAGCUGAAAUAAGUGAAAUCUGUGAUUACUUCAGCCGUCGCGUUGCAUCAGAACCCUAUGAUGCAUCCCGUGUUGCAUCGUUCAUCACUCUUCUUACAUUACCAAUCUCAGUCUUAAGAGAAUUCUUAAAGUUAAUAGCAUGGAAAAAAAGUUUGGCACAGGCCCAAGGCGGUGAUAUUCCACCUGCACAAAGAUCACGAAUCGAAUUAUGUCUUGAAAAUCAUACCGGACUUUAUACUGAGGGAAAUCCUGAAAACUCUUCAGCUUCCAAAAGUAACAUUCACUAUGACCGCCCUCAUAAUGCCGUAGACUUUGGGUUGACUGUGGUUCUUGACCCUGCACACAUACCUCAAAUAAACGCUGCUGGGGGUGCUGCAUGGUUGCCAUAUUGUGUUUCUGUGAGGUUGAAGUACUCGUUUGGUGAAAACCCAAAUGUGUCUUUUAUGGGAAUGGAAGGCAGCCACGGUGGACGGUCAUGCUGGCUAAGGUCGGAAGAUUGGGAAUAUUGUAAACAGAGGGUGAUCAGGACAGUGGAUAUGCACGGGUCAGCUGGCGGAGAUGUCAGUCAAGGAAGAUUGAGAGUUGUGGCGGAUAACGUGCAAAGAGCACUGCACAUUUGCCUUCAAGGGUUGCGGACUGGAGGUGGCAACAGUGGUGGAGCCAACGCGACUUGAUUAGCGGUUUCUUGUAGCACCUGAAUAUAGUUGAGUUUGAGAGUUGAUGGUUUGUAUUUGGUAUUGUUUGGGGAUCAUGUUACAUGGAUUGUUAGAGUUUGAAAGUAGGCUAAAAGUUUUCACUUUGUACAGAAAGUGUUCUAUUUUGCUUUUGUAUAAACAUUUUGUCCUGUCCACUCCUUAUGAACAAUAACAAAUAGUAGUAGCUUCAGUCAA